AUGGGACAUAGAAGAUUUCUUGCAUUGAGUCAUCUAUUUCGCAUGAAAAGAAGCUGGUUUGAUGGACAUAUUGAAAAUGGCAUUUCGCCAAAGAUAAAAACUGGUGAAGAAAAUUCCAGUGAAGUUGAUAAAAUUGUAAAUGAUUGGAGCAAAAGUGGUAAGCGAAAGAGAAAGAAGAAUACGACUCAAUCCAAUGUAACGUGGAAGAAAAAGUCAAUAUUUUGCAGGCUACCAUAUUGGAAGACUUUGCUUAUACGUCAUAAUUUGGAUGUGAUGCACGUGGAAAAGAAUAUUUGUGAGAGCAUCAUUAAUACACUUUUGAAUGUGAAAGGAAAAUCGAAAGAUAGCAUUAACUAUCAUAAGGACUUAAAAGCUAUGAAUAUUAGGCAUGAUCUACAUUCUGAGAGUAGAGAAAAUAAAUUUUACUUACCUGUAGCUCCUCACACUUUAUCAAAAGCAGAAAAACAAAUGUUUUGCAAAAGGCUUGCUACCUUGAGAUUACCUAAUAGUUAUGGUUCAAAUAUGGCAAAUUGCAUUUCAGUGGAAGAAUGUAAGAUAGUUAGACUGAAAUCUCAUUAUUGUCACCUUUUAAUGCAACAAUUACUAUCAGUUGCAUUGAGAGGACUUCUUCCUAAAGGACCAAGGAACUUCAUUUUUAAAUUGUGUUCAUUUUUUAAUGAAAUAUGUCAAGGAGUUAUAGAUAGGAAUAAGGUUGAAAUUUUAGAAGAGGAUGUUUCUGAAACUUUGUGCAUGUUGGAAAGGUAUUUUCCGCCUUCCUUUUUCAAUAUAAUGGUUCAUUUAAAAAUUCAUAUUGGAAGAGAAGUUCGUCUAUGUGGACCAGUUCAAUAUCGUUGGAUGUACCCAUUUGAGAGGUAUAUGAAAGUGUUGAAAGAAUAUGUUAUGAAUCGUGCAAGACCUAAAGGGUCCAUAGCUGAACGAUAUAUUUUUGAAGAAAAUGCGAUGUUUUGUAGCAAAUACAUAAAACAAACAUCUGAAAUCGGCUCUCGGACUGCACGCAAUGAAGAGUAUGAAAGUGACUUCUUAGUUGCAGGCGUCCAAUUUCUAAAGGGAAGCCACUUGAUGCAUAUGGAUGAACUCAAGAGUUCUGACAAACGACUUGGAAUAAAUGAGAAUUUGUUGCAUAAGAAACAUGUUGACACGUUUGCUACCUGGUUGCACAAUAAGCUCGAAGUACAUAUAUCGACAAGAUUAGUGUUUAAUUCUGUUAUUCAUUCUCUCAUUCCUAACGUGUUUAUAAUAAUAACAGAUUGCAGGCCAAUUGUUGCUGGACAAUAUGCUGAAAACUCUCGCCAAAACAGUGGCAUCUUAGUUGAAGCAACAACUAUAUGUAGAUCUAGUGCAAAAGAUAAUGCACAUGUUGUUGAUAAAGUUCUUUAUUAUGGAGUUUUGCGCGAUAUUAUAGUGCUUGACUACAAUACAUUUCAUAUUCCAAUAUUCUGGUGUGAUUGGGCAAAUAUUGUGAAUGGAAUAAAGAAGGAAGAUGGAUUCACUUUGGUUAACCUUCAUCAAGGACAGGGUCAAUUUGAAAAUGAUCCUUUUAUUUUGGCAUCCCAGGCGAAACAAGUUUUUUAUUCUAGGGAGGAGAAUGAAACAUCUAAUUGGUAUGUUGUUUUGCAAGCAUCACCAAGAGACUUUCACGUGUUACAUAUGGAAGAAGAUACUUCUUAUGGGGCAACUAUUCCAUUGGAUGUAACACAACUUGAAGACAAUCAUGAGAAGGAUGAGAAUUUUGCAAGGAUAGAUAUAGCGCCGAUGAUUCCAGCCUUCUGUAGCAAGAGAAUCAGCAACCUGGUUGCCUUCUCUGUAGAUGUGUGA
This is a messenger RNA of Olea europaea var. sylvestris, 1836 nucleotides long. RefSeq lists its product as uncharacterized. Bases 1 to 1836 code for a protein of 611 amino acids. The transcript has 6 exons. The record is from RefSeq and is a predicted model, not a curated record. Lineage: Eukaryota; Viridiplantae; Streptophyta; Magnoliopsida; Lamiales; Oleaceae.